UCAGCUGCUCUCUUCAAGUCCACCAGCAAGAAGACAAAACAGCUCCUUAAACAGGAACUUGGAUAAUGGCAGGCGCAGGAGUUAGUGCACUUUGCGAAAACACAAACGAAGUUUUUCUGGACGUUUCGAAGAUAUUACUUACCUAUGCAGACAACAUCCUUAGGAACCCAAAUGAGGAUAAAUACAAGUCGAUCCGAAUCGGCAAUCCGACUUUUUCCACCAAGAUCCUUCCUGUCAGUGGAGCCGUGGAGUGCCUUUUUGAAAUGGGAUUUGAAGAGGGAGACACACACCUGAUAUUCCCCAUGACGGCGUCGGUGGAGCAGCUCCGGAGGGUGCGGGAGCGCAUUGCUACGGAAAGGAACCAGAGGAUGGGGGCCACCGGUGCCACAUCAGGGGGAGUGGGAGUAGCGGCCAGGGCAGCAGCUGGGGGCCAGGCAGCAUCCUCCACACCUUGGGCACCCAGUGCAGGAGCGUCAGUGUCGUCAGCUGCCACUGCUGUUGCCCCUCCCACCCAACCUCUAACACCUGUCUCCUCUGCAGCACCCUCUCCACACAGCUCCUCCCAGCAGCCUUCACUGGCUAAAAGUAUGGCUUUCUUCCGGACACUGCAGUCCAACUUCCAGCACGUGUUGAUGUAUGAGGACCCGGUGCUGCAGGGCAAGGCCCGGGCCUGCAUCCCUGAGAGCCGACUCCUCUCCCAGGCCCAACAGAGGCUGGAGCGGGCACGGCAAGCGGACCCAGGCUGUUCCCUGGGAGAGGCGGACAUGUUGGUGUUGGAGCUGCUCCAGUGGUUUAAGGGAGAGUUCUUCACCUGGGUGGACAGCCUCCCCUGCUCCCGCUGUGGGGGCAAGACCCAGUCUGCUGGCUCCCUGCCCCCCUCAGAGGAGGAGCUCCGCUGGGACGGAGGGCGUGUGGAGAAGCACUUCUGCAACGCCUGCCAGACCGCCACACGCUUCCCCAGGUACAACCACCCUGAGAAGCUGCUGGAGACCAGAAGAGGGCGCUGUGGAGAGUGGGCCAACUGCUUCACACUCUGCUGCAGGGCUCUGGGGCUGGAGGCACGCUACGUAUGGGACAGCACAGAUCACGUGUGGACUGAGGUCUUCUCGGUGUCGCAGGGUCGCUGGCUGCACUGUGACUCGUGUGAGAACGCCUGCGAUAAGCCCCUGCUCUACGAGGUGGGCUGGGGGAAGAAGCUCUCCUACGUACUGGCCUUCUCCAAGGACCAGGUGGUGGAUGUGACGUGGCGGUACUCCUGUAAGCAUGCUGAGGUGCAGGCCAGACGUACUCAGGUCCAGGAGACAUGGCUACUGCACACGGUCAACAGCCUCAAUAACAUGCGUCAGCAGGGUAUUGCAGCUGAGCGCAAGAAAGAGCUGCUGGGGAGGCUGCUGGUGGAGCUGGUGGAGUUCAUCUCUCCCAAGAGCCCCAAGGGCCAGGGGGAGCUGGGGGGCCGCGUAUCGGGGUCCCUCGCCUGGAGGGCAGCGCGCGGAGAGACGGGGGCGGCAGCAGCAACACAGGCCGAGGCAGCAGCAGGAUAUGUCUUCGUCCCCACGGAGACGGAGAAACGGAGUAAAGAGUUCCGCCUCUGCUACAACGCCGCAACGGACAGCUACACGCGACCGAGCAGCGGCGGGGGAGACGAGGACAUCAGGGGCUGGGAGAGACGCGUGUGGAGCAGAGAAGACGUCUUCAGGAAAGUAGAGAACGACUGGCAAAUGGUGUACCUGGCUCGCUCGGAGGGCUCCAGCUGUGGCAGCGUGAGCUGGAGGCUGGACUGUGGGGCAGCGGGGCUGCGCAUCAAGAAGGCCGUCGUCAGGGCCCACACGCAGACCUUCGAGACGGGACGCACACGCAGCAGUGUCUGCUCAGGAGACAUCUGUGUCGCAUUUGCUGGAGACGGCGAGCCUCACGAGUUGCCGGCUCUAGCUGGUGCCAGUGAGAUGACCGUCGAGGUGCACCUGGAGGAGGGGUCGUCAUGGCAACACGCCCAGCUGUUCCGCCAGGGGCUGAAGGACACGGACAAGAUCUCGCUGGAGAUCGCUGUGGAGAUGGAGGACGCAUGACCUGACCUGAUCUGACAGAGGAGGAGGAGGAGGAGGAGAACCGGAGAGAAUAUAGGAUGAACGUGAAAAUGUCUUUGGCUGAACGUCCACCUGAAGACGCCGAGAGAAUACGGAGAAGAAUUUAAAAUAUCUUUGGAACGAACGUCUAACUACUGUAGAUGCCUCAGUGACCAAACACGCUGUAGACAGAACGCAUCUCUACAGAUUUGAAGCUUUUUCCACGAUUGGUUUUGCAACUGAUGUGUUUUUGAUGGUUGAGAAUGUUUCAAAUAGAUUUUAACUGAAUACAUUGGAACCUUGAUGUCCAUUCUGAUUCUAAAUGACAGUCAUUGGAUCACCCAGAGCACACUGUGCUGUGAGUGAGGUACCCACUUUAGAAAAGACUGGCAAGUGGCAGUGCCAUGCUUAGACACGACCCAAAGCAAACUGGAGAACGGCAUCGAAAAUGGUUAUCAUGGAAUUAAAAUGGUGACCCUGGCAUUAGUGAAGACUCCUCUGACAACAAGAAAGCCCAGAGUAGGCCAUGUAGUCAGGCGCUUCAAAUGGCACUCUAUGUGGUCUAGCGCACUACAUAGUUUACAAGUGAACAUUUUGCACAAUGUACAGCUCUAUGUAGUGAAUUUGCAGAUGUGUACAGUACAGUAAGGGCUCUCAAUAUAGUUAUCAAGUGGACAUGCUCCUUAAAUUGGGUGAGGUGUGGUAGUGGAUGAAGUCUAUUCUUUCCUGCAGCCAUUUGGCUUAGUGCUGAACAGGGAUAUCAUGCAUGUACUACCGGUAUUUCUUGGGCCUGUUCUAUUGUGGAUAAUGCACCAAGUCAUUGUAAAUGUGCCAAAUAUGUAAAACAUGUACAAUUUCGAGCGAUGUGUGAGUUUUUUCAUGUCUUGUUUUGUCUGUGUUAUUUUGUUAUGUAUGUUUGGAUUCUGGUGGGAGUUGUUUGUUCCUUGUAUUUUGGCAUUUAACUGUUAAUCUUCCAUUAGAAAUGUCAUAAUCUGCAGUGAUUUUAAAUAGUUUGUUCUUUUUGUUCGUUUGUUUUUUUUAAUUGGAAACAUUUGUCAACUGUAAACUAGCAUAUCAAUUUCUUUCUACCUCUUAAAAUGGUGAAAAUAUUAAAAGCGCUUAUCCUUUUGUAAAA
Molecule: messenger RNA, 3198 nt
Organism: Engraulis encrasicolus (European anchovy)
Lineage: Eukaryota; Metazoa; Chordata; Actinopteri; Clupeiformes; Engraulidae
Gene: ngly1
Product: N-glycanase 1
Exons: 13
Coding region: 66-2066 (666 amino acids)
Biological process (GO): protein quality control for misfolded or incompletely synthesized proteins; protein deglycosylation; glycoprotein catabolic process
Cellular component (GO): cytosol; nucleus; cytoplasm
Molecular function (GO): peptide-N4-(N-acetyl-beta-glucosaminyl)asparagine amidase activity
Source: RefSeq, a predicted model, not a curated record